CACACUCAAGCAGCUCAAGUUUCGAGUUUUUCACACCCACCUUUGCUUCCCCUUCCCGGCUUGCAUUUGCAACUUAUGAGACGACGGAAGAGAAGGAAUUAUCUGAGGUGACAUGUAUGGGCAGAAGUUCUCGCAACUGAUGGGCUGGAAGGGCCAGAUGUGCAUGCUGGUGGUUAUUUGGUGGGCAGUUUCUGCGGCCAUCACCGUGGUGAUGAAGCAGACAGUUGGAACCCAAGGCCAGUAUCAGUUUCCGUUUGCUUUGACCGCUUUGACCAAUGGAGCCUGCGGCUGCAUUUCGAUGUGCGCCUGCUAUUGCCAGAAAGGCAAAUUCUGGGCCAACCACAGCCUGCGGAGAAUAGAUGUGUGUCAGCUGCUUUUCCUCGGUGUCUUGCAGGGCGUUGAAAUUGGAAUGUCCAACAAGUCGUUGGAGUUCUUAUCGGUUUCAGCCCGUACAAUCCUGAACUCAACGAGCGUGUUCUUUAUGAUGCUUUCUGCGCAGUUUUGGGGCUUGGAGAGGCUGGACCGGCUUCGAAUCCUCAGUGCGGGCCUUCAAGUGACGGGAGGUUUCCUCACUGGUUUGGGGGCUUCGCAGGCAGCGCAUGUCACAGGUUCAGAUGCGACCAAGACGCCACACAAUGCUCACGAUGGAUACAGCGCCCACGCUGGCACUGCGCAAGGUUCCAGGGCUUCCCCUGUGUUUGUCAUUCCUGUCAGCCAUCAGAUUUCUGGAACACUAUUGCAGCUCACGACCCUUUUGAUUGCUUCUCAGCGCUGGGUCAUGUUGCAAUUUAUCAUGCAGAAGUCCAACAUGCUCUUGGGCAAGCUGGAGCUGGCUGCAUGGAUCAUGCCCGUCACUUCGCUGGUUUGCUUCACAAUGGCUGCUGCAUUUGAAACCCAAGCGCUCAACUUUUCCCUCAUUCUGAAUGCCGGCCUUCCCAAAAUCGUGCUGAUUAUCGCAUGCGGAAUAACCGUUCUGACAAUCGCUGAGAUGCGUCUCGUCCAUAUCUCUUCCGCUGUGGCGUUGCAAGUGCUGGGCACCUUGCAUCAGAUUCCGCUUGUGAUCACCGGAGUCAUGUUUUUCCAGGAUUCCGU
Cladocopium goreaui is the source of this 1092-nucleotide messenger RNA. The record is from the annotation of a GenBank genome assembly. NCBI's taxonomy places the organism in Eukaryota, Dinophyceae, Suessiales, Symbiodiniaceae.